CCCCUCCAGUCCGGAGAGACACAAGUUAUCAGGGAGGCAGCCGAAGGGGCAGUUCAUCUUCUUACAUCUUUUCCUCAUCUACAAUCCCCUCUACCCGUCCUGUAUGGUGGAUAUUAUUUUCAGCUCUUCUUUCUUGGGUGAUAUGGGGGAUCAUUCCAAAAAGAAGCCAGGAUUCGCGAUGUGUGUAGGAUGUGGAAGUCAGAUCCAUGACCAGUACAUACUGAGAGUCUCUCCCGAUCUGGAGUGGCACGCAGCCUGUCUAAAGUGUGCGGAGUGCAGCCAGUACUUGGAUGAGACCUGUACUUGUUUCGUCCGGGACGGCAAAACCUACUGCAAAAGAGAUUAUGUAAGGCUGUUUGGAAUUAAAUGCGCAAAAUGCAACCUGGGGUUCAGCAGCAGCGAUUUGGUGAUGAGAGCUCGGGAUAACGUGUACCACAUCGAGUGUUUUCGGUGCUCCGUGUGCAGCAGGCAACUGCUGCCGGGAGACGAGUUUUCUCUCCGGGAAGAGGAGCUGCUGUGCCGGGCGGACCACAGCCUGCUGCUGGAGAGGAGCUCCGCAGGAAGCCCCGUCAGCCCCGGACACAUCCACUCCAACAGACCGCUGCACCUGGCAGCAGAUCCUGUAACGGUGCGGCAGGCUCCGCAUCGGAACCACGUCCACAAGCAGUCGGAGAAGACAACGCGGGUCAGGACGGUGCUGAACGAGAAGCAGCUCCACACGUUGCGGACCUGCUACAACGCCAACCCGAGGCCGGACGCGCUGAUGAAGGAGCAGCUGGUGGAGAUGACUGGCCUGAGCCCAAGGGUGAUCCGGGUCUGGUUCCAGAACAAGCGUUGCAAAGACAAAAAGAAAUCUAUCCUCAUGAAGCAGCUCCAGCAGCAGCAGCAGAGCGAUAAGACUGUAAGCAUCUUCAGCCUGCAGGGCCUCACGGGGACGCCACUUGUGGCUGGAAGUCCUAUUCGACACGAGGGAAACGUGCAGGGAAACCCAGUGGAGGUUCAGACCUACCAGCCUCCAUGGAAAGCUUUGAGUGAAUUCGCCCUGCAGAGCGACCUGGAUCAGCCAGCUUUUCAACAACUGGUGUCUUUCUCUGAAUCGGGAUCUCUCGGGAACUCCUCGGGCAGCGACGUGACUUCUUUGUCUUCUCAGUUACCGGACACCCCGAACAGUAUGGUACCCAGCCCGGUGGAGACGUGAAACGGGGCCCUCCAGACCUAAUGGUCAUCCCUCCUGCAAGGACAGUUGCAGCAUGAUCCCGGUCCCUUGCAUGUGACCAACUCAUCACAUCACCCGAAAUUUCAGUGGGGAGAGCAUUUUUUUUCCUGACACGCAGAAGUUGGAACCAAGAAAGCACCGAUUGACUCCGACUUUUCUUUUUCUUUUUUUCUUUCUUUUUUUUCCGGAGUUUUCAUUGACAAAAAACUAAGCAGAACAAUUGUUGCAUGACUUGAUACGGAGAACGAAGAUGUACAGAAUACCUCCCGAUGGAUAUAUUACAACAAACCAACCCUCAGAAACAAAUUGGAAACAUUUCCACGGUGAUCCAAAUGGACAUCUUGCAAUUUAAUGUGAUCAUAUUGUGUCUUGUUUUUUUCAACAUGAGAAUUUUUGAUACAUUCAUUUCGUUGUCGAGUCCAGUUGACUUUUUGUCUUAAGGUCAGAGCAUGAUAAUCUGCAAAGUAUUCGUGUUGUAAAAUAUUUUAUCUUAAGGGCAAGAUACAGGUUGUUUGAGCUUCUCGAACAAAAAGUAAAUUAUUGUUAUAUUAUUUAUUGUUAGGAAAGCGAUUCGCUAAGGGAUUAUUAACUGAGAAAAAAAUAAAAACACUGAAUACAUAAAGUGUCUUCGUGACCAGUCAUUGUACAGGCGCAUUAUUAUUUCACAUGUGCAUUUAUAAAGCAAUGCAAUUUAAUGUAUUUUUAAAAAACGCUUUAAAAUUAGUAACUACUGCCCAUCUGCCACUUUAUGGACCUAAUUAAGAUUUUCAGGCGCUUUUAUUGUGAUAAAGUUAAACUCACUGUCCAGUCCCAAAAACAGGGAACAGAUUUUCACUCUUCCUGACAGCGUGUAAUUUCCGAUUAAAAAAAAACAGCAACAAAUUACCUACAAAUUUCAUUCUAGGGCGUGUUUCGUAUUUUAAAAGCAUUCGUUUCUGCUGCGCUGAAUAUGUUGUUUGUCCUGUUCAACCUAAGUGAAGCUGGCUCUGUGGUCUUAUCACCCCCCUCCAUCUUGCGGUGUAUUCCCCUUCGGUUAUAUGGCAGGAAUCGGCCAGUGGUCAUUUACUAUCUCGGGGGCAAAAAUCUGCUGUAAAUUCUGCUCAGUCCAGUUACUCUAGUUGAGUCACAAGCCGGUCUAGACAGCGCGCAGGGAUCGGCGACCUCUUAUCUAGUCCUGGCAUCACCUGCAAACGAUACACUGACUGAAGCCACAACAAACUAAACACCCCCCACCUUUGACACACUCAAACCCUCAGCAAAGCCCCUCGUAACUGAGGGGAACUGAGAGCAGCUCGUAAAGGGUCACUUCUCCUCUUCGGUUUAUUUUCCUUUACUAAAUUGCGUUAUUGCACUCGGGUCAGCCGAGAUGACAGCUCAGACUAAAUGGACUGGCAUAUCUUGCACUGUGUAACA
Oreochromis niloticus (Nile tilapia) is the source of this 2629-nucleotide messenger RNA. It is a transcript of the gene isl2b, whose product is annotated as ISL LIM homeobox 2b. The record is from RefSeq and is a predicted model, not a curated record. Gene Ontology annotation, molecular function: cis-regulatory region sequence-specific DNA binding; DNA-binding transcription factor activity, RNA polymerase II-specific. The transcript is spliced from 6 exons. Gene Ontology annotation, biological process: neuron fate specification; positive regulation of transcription by RNA polymerase II; axonogenesis. Lineage: Eukaryota; Metazoa; Chordata; Actinopteri; Cichliformes; Cichlidae. Gene Ontology annotation, cellular component: nucleus. Bases 104 to 1198 code for a protein of 364 amino acids.